AAGGUUCCCACCGACAUCGCUCCGAGGACGGACAGCAGGCGGCUCUCCAGCCCCGGCACUGCGCGCAGCACAAGUUGAGGUGAUUCAGACGAGCAGAAUGUGCCAGAAUCCUUGAAGCCUUGGAUGAUACCUGAUCUCCUUUGAUUGUUGUCCGUGCACCAGGUGCCAUGGCCUGUCUCAUAAGAGCUGAAGUAGCACUGCUGAGGUGUGCGUUGCUUAUUCUCUACCUGAGUGUCUGCUUGUGUCAGCGUGACUGCACUGGCGUGGACUGUCCCCAGCUGGACAACUGCAUUGAAGAAGUGCUGGAGAGUGGUAGCUGCUGCGCUUCAUGCUUACAGAAAGGAUGCACAUGCGAGGGUUACCAAUACUAUGAUUGUAUCAAUGCUGGAUUCAAGAAUGGUAAAGUGCCAGAGGGAGAUUCUUACUUUGUGGACUACGGCAGCACAGAGUGCUCCUGCCCUGCGGGAGGAGGUCGGAUCAGCUGCCACUUCAUCAGCUGUCCUGACAUGCCGCCAAACUGCAUCGAUAUUUCAGAGCCUGCAGAUGGCUGCAUGCAAUGUGAACGGAUCGGGUGUGUCCAUAGCGGGCAAAAGUACGAGGCUGGACACUCCUUCCACAGUGACCCCUGCCGGGUCUGUCACUGCCCCAAUGAAGGGGGAGAGCUGAUUUGCUACCCUGUGCCUGACUGUGAUCCAAAGGAAGUCCAUAAACCCAUGUUAGCUGCGACCACAGAAGACACAGCCAGCAGGCGUGAAGGUUACCCCUACAAAUUUGACCAACAAGGCCAUACUGAUCAGUUCUCAACACCCUACCACGUUCUGCCUAAUGGAAAUCUUCCGCUCUUCAAACCAGCACCAUUUGAUAAGGCGGAGCCAGAAGACUAUGAUUAUGGUCCUACCGACCUUCCAGAGACCUUCCCUCAAUCUCUGUUCCUCCCCAACCAGCCGUCCUCCUCAGAAAAGGUCAUAUCCUUGUCUGGAGGCUCUGAAACGCUUGACAGACCCUCUGCCAUUCCGAGUUUUGACAGACCAAACAAGCUGGAGCUAAGAGAGCAAUAUGGAGUCCAUGACCAUCCUGCAUACAAAGAGGAAGUGACAGAUGUUCCCCUGAGAGAACCGCAGAGCACUGUCAGGCCACAUAUGUAUGAGGACACCACUACUUCUUGGCAGCCCUCACAGGGUCUGACAAGUGCGCAGAGUGUCUCAUUCAAUGAUCAGAGCACAAAGACAGAAUCAGAGAAUCUAUCGCAUGCACACAGGAGUUUUGGCAGUGACGAAUUUCCACUAAAUCAUAGUUUUGAGGGUGAAAAACACCCAGAGUACACUCAUAUGAGUUCAGAGAGUCCAAUACAUAAUCAGAGACGCUCUAAGACUCAGGCGCAUCACCAAAAUGUAUUCGAUAGUGUUAUGCCCAAGGGUUCAAACGGUCACAUCAAUGAUAGUCAUCCAGUCAGAGGUACCGAGAGUCAAUCCAAUCAACAGAGACAAUCAGAUGAGGUGAAAUUUCCAAUGUACACACUCAUAAGUCCAGAGAGCCCAAUUCAUCCCCGGGGAAGUUCAAAUGGUCAAAAAGAAUUCCAGGGUGCAGUCGCACCAGACAGUGAGGAAGGGGUGAAAGCAGAAGAAGAAGAAAAAGAAAAAGAAGAAGAAGAAGAAGAAGAAGAAGCGGAAGAAAAUACAACUUUUCAGAGUGUUACUGAGGUUGGAGGAAAGAAUGUGCCCUACAAGACAAACUCAGCACAUGAGGAGAAAAGCCACGAAGAGUCCGAGAGCAGCGACUCAACCAACAGGUACAAGAAGAUCCCAACCGACCUUGGCACCAUCUCCACCAGGGGGCCUGAGUACCAUACAACCCCUAUGGUGCGUUAUCUCACAACCACCACUCAGCUGCCAGUUGGGGUCAGUCUGUAUGAGAGCAGAGAGCCAGGUCAAAAGCUGUUUGACCUUCACAGUGAGGACAGAGGGGAGGUGAAGGAGGAGGAGGAGAGGGACAGCGAUCACCCUGUUUCAAUCAACAUACCUGAUGAAGGUCCAGGUGUUUCUGCUGAGGAGCUGCUGCAGAGCUGCUGCACUGCUGGUCAGACAUGGUUCACUGACAACCACCACUGCAACCACAUGCCUCUGCAGACCGAUGACAAGCACUCUGUAUGCAGUGUUGUACAGAAGCACUGCUGUCUCAGCUCAGUGAAGGAGAGCCAGUGUGACGCAGGUAUGAAGUCAGCCAGAAGAGGGAACACGUGUGAAGUGGAUCAGGAGGAUCAGUGCUCGGACGACUCCUUCCAGGUGUGCUGCAGCUGCUGUGCCCUCGGCUUACGAGUGCGCGGUGAAGGAUCGGGCUGCGAUGCUCACCAGUACCUGAGCUACCCGUGUGGUGACGUCUUUCUCACCUGCUGCGAGGAAGAGGAAGGUCCCAGCCAGAUGCCGCUGAAGAGAAAGCAGAAACCCAGACCAACUCCCAUGCCGAAGAAAGUUUCAGACAGCAAGUACCCCAAAGAGGCCUACUCCAUCAGUGCCACAGAUGAAGCUGCCAACGUGGUGGAUGAGCAGGAGGAUGUGGAUGAGUGUCAGCUGUACACAGGCCAGUUGUGCCAGCACAAAUGCACCAAUGUCUGGGGUUCCUACCUUUGUGAAUGCCACCAGGGAUACAUCCUGCAGGAAGACCGACACUCCUGUGCACCAGUGAGUACUGAUGAGGACAACAGAGUCAGAGAGGACGGUCCUGCUGUGGUCCCAACACAGACCACUACUACCAGUACCACCACCAGCAGCCCUGUCCGCCUCAAUCCCUGUAAAGAAAAUGGUCCCUGCAGUCAGCAGUGUACGGCAGUGGCAGGCCAGGCUCGCUGCUCCUGCUUCCCAGGCUUCUCGCUGAUGACAGAUGGACGCAUGUGUGAAGAUGUGGACGAGUGCGUGACCAACACCCACAGUUGUCGGCCUGGUGAGCGCUGCGUGAACACAGUGGGCUCAUUUGUAUGCGAGCUGCAGGUCACUUGUCCUGCAGGCUACCAGCCGAGGAACGGUGUUUGCGAGGACACUGACGAAUGUGUGCUGCGGACCCAUAACUGUGGUCCGGGCUUGGUGUGUGAGAACACAGUGGGCUCCUUCCUGUGUAAUACCAAACACAAGUGCAUCAGCGGCUUCACACAGGACUCUCAUGGAAACUGUAUUGACAUCAAUGAGUGUAACAGCCUGAGUGAGCCGUGCAGCUCGGGCUUUAACUGUAUCAACACUGUGGGCUCCUUCACGUGCCAGCAGAAGAUCAUCAUGUGCAGCCACGGAUACCACGCCAGCCCCGAUGGAGCCAAGUGUGUCGACUCUGAUGAGUGUCAGAUGGGGACGCACCGCUGUGGAGUGGGCCAGAUCUGUCACAACCUCCCUGGCAGCUACCGCUGUGACUGUCAGACGGGCUACCAGUAUGAUGCGCUCCACAAAGUCUGCACUGACGUGAAUGAAUGCUGGCGCUAUUCCGGCAGGCUGUGUGCCCAGACCUGUGAAAACACCCCAGGCUCCUACCACUGCUCAUGCACGGCUGGCUUCUCACUAGCAUUCAAUGGCAAGAACUGUGAAGACAUUGAUGAGUGCUCUCAGAGCAUUGGGAACCUUUGCUCCUUCCAGUGUGUCAAUGUCGCUGGCAGUUAUCAGUGUUCCUGUCCUCCUCAUGGAUACACCUUGUCGGCCAAUGGACGCACCUGCAAAGAUAUUGACGAAUGUAAAACUGGCACCCACAACUGUUCACAUUCACAGACCUGCUAUAACCUGCAGGGAGGCUUCAGAUGUCUCUCCUUCAACUGUCCUCAGAAUUACAAGAAGGUGUCAGACACACGCUGUGAGCGGACCAGCUGUCCCAGCAACUCCUUGGACUGUCAGAAGACUCCUGUGCGGAUCACGUAUUACCAGCUCAGCUUCCAGACCAACAUCAUCAUCCCAGCACAGAUCUUUCGAAUCGGACCCUCGCCCGCCUACUCCGGUGACCACGUCGUCAUCAGCAUCACCAAGGGCAACGGGGAGGGCUAUUUCAGCACCAGGAAGCUAAACAGCUUCACGGGCGCCGUCUACCUGCAGAGGCAAGUGCGCGAGCCCAAAGACUUUCUCAUAGAUGUGGAGAUGAAGCUGCUGAGACAGGGGAAGCAGACCUCCUUCCUAGCCAGGAUAUACGUGUUCAUCACAACCAGCACUAUGUAACACCAACGUGACAAAGAGACGAUUUCGUAUGGUGCUAAGAAAAAAUUAUGUGCACACCCUUUUUAUAAUGCCUCCCCAUAUUCAAAGUUAUACAAGUAUCUUGUAAAAUUUCUCUGACAAUCAUGUUUCCUGAUAAACCAAAGUAAUUUUCUGCUCGACUCUUGCUCCCGCCACUAUGCACCAGUGUUGUUAUGGUCUGCUGGAGUUGUUUGUUGGCUUGGUGCUGCACAGGUCACUGCACAGGUCUGGGUUGGUGGUUUGUGCUCUGCUCUAUUCUCUGUUAACCCCCACUCUUACCUCCCUUUGUAAAUCUAGGUUUUCAGUACAAUGAUUCCUGGAACCCUCUGCAGCACUAGAAGUUAAGGGCACUUGUCACAGUGUAGGCCCAAAACUGACUAAAUGUACUGAAAGUUCAAAAAUAAAACUAAAAUGAAGUGUUAAGAUAAACUGAUUUAUAUUUUCCUUUAAUCUCUAAACAGAUGGUUCAAAAAAACUAAUCAAAUAAAGUAAUUUAUUUUCUGUCAUUUCACUUUAAGUAAAUAUAAUAAAUAAAAAACUAUUUGUUUUACUGUAGUGUUUAGUUUAUUAUCUCCAUUUUUACUCUUUACUCCAAGUUUCUUUGUCUUAUUUUAUAAUUGUAUCUGACUUUGAUCUGGCUAAGGACAAGUUGUGUGUGUGUGUGUGUGUGUGUGUGUGUGUGUGUGUGUGUGUGUGUGUGUGUGUGUGUGUGUGUGUG
Messenger RNA from Paralichthys olivaceus (Japanese flounder), 4917 nucleotides. The record is from RefSeq and is a predicted model, not a curated record. NCBI's taxonomy places the organism in Eukaryota, Metazoa, Chordata, Actinopteri, Pleuronectiformes, Paralichthyidae.